CCGGUUUCAUUUUCCAUUAAUUAUUUCCAAGGAAAGGAAAAGGAAAAAAAGGAGAGUCUGGGAUCCCGUGAUUAUUUUUUUUUUCUCGAAAAUGUUGAAAUGAAUAAUUUAAGUAGAAGAAAAUUGAACUGAGUUUUGUGGGUUCGGUUUGAGAGGAGUGAGAGAAUGAAGGCGUUGAUGAUAACCACCACCCCUGCGAUUCAAUGGCAGCAAUGGUUUCCUUCUUCCUCAAAAUUCAACAACCCACUGCAACCUCUACCUGUUUCCCCCAAAUAUCCUUCAUUUUCUUCUUGCUUAAGGUUGGAAGGUCAUGGAAAUGCAGAAAUUUCUGAGUCAUCGAAUGGUGAGACAAAGAAGCACGCGGACGUUUGGCGACUAUUCAAAGAAGCUCAGCAGAAUAUUUUGUACUUGAACAAACAGCGCCUAAAGGCCAUGAGGGAGCUGGACAGAACAAACAAAGAGAAGCAGUUGUUACUGGAUAAGAUUGAGCAGUUAGAGUUGGAAAGCCAGUCUGUUGUUGCAAAAGAUAAACUGUCAUUUUGUUGGGAAAUGCUACUUCGGAUAGACUCAAUGGUCCUCACUGGCAUGAUUAGCACAGAUGAGGCGUCUGACUUGAGAAGGCUGAUCAUGGAUCACAAAGAAAGUAUAGUUGAUGUUCUCACUGACACACUACAGAAGAAAGAUGUUGAGUUUCUAGCAGCGCUUCGGCACUUUUCAGACCGAAGAAAAAAGAAUGGAUUUUACAUUGUCCACAUAUGUACUGAAAUGGCACCAUUGGUCUCAGUUGGAUCUUUGGCAUUUUACAUAACAGGCUUAUCUCGUGCAUUACAGAGAAAGGGUCAUUUGGUGGAGGUCAUAUUACCAAAGUAUGAGAUCCUCAAUCUAGAUGAAGUUCAAGGGCUGCAUGAAAUUAAUGUAGAAUCCUAUUCAUAUUUUAACGGUCAAUUACAUGGAAACAGAAUUUGGACUGGUGUUGUCUGUGGCAUUGGAGUUACUUUAAUUGAACCGCAGUACUAUUCAUCCUUUUUCAGUCGUGAGAGGGUUUAUGGGUACCCAGAUGACUUUGAACGGUUUUCUUACUUUUCUCGAGCUUCUUUGGAUUAUAUAGUAAAAUCAGGAAAGCAUCCUGAUGUGUUGCACAUCCACAAUUGGGAGACUGCUAUCAUUGGGCCACUUUUCUGGGAUAUUUUUUCUAAUCAGGGACUUGGAGGCACAAGAAUAUUAUGGACAUGCCAUAACUUGAAUAUAUCGCAUCUUGAACACCCGGAUAAACUAGAAUUAUGUGGACUUGAUCCUGCUAGGCUUCACCGCCCUGAUCGUUUGCAAGAUAAUGACAAGAUGCAUCUUGUCAACAUUUUGAAGGGUGGAGUUGUUUACUCGAAUAAAGUUAUAAUUAUGUCAUCCAUACAGUCAAAAAGCAAGCUCAUUAGUAAUGAAAAUCAUGGUUUGGAAUCCACCUUGAACAUUUACAAGGACAAGCUGGCUCUUUCUCCUUUCGGAUUUGAUAGCUCUACCUGGGAUCCUUCCCAAGAUACUUUUCUUCCAGAGAACUACAGUGUGGAUGACAUGGAAGGGAAAACCUCUUGCAAAGUUGCACUGCAAAAAUACAUGGGGUUAUCUGAGAAUGAAUCAAAAAUUGUUGUGGGAUGCAUCCUGUCUGAAGGUUUAGAUGUUGAUAUGGAGAACCUGAAAGUUAUUGUAAGGAAUGCAAUUGGGAGAAGAGUCCAGUUUAUUGUCAUGGGGAAUAGUACUAUGCCAAAUACAAAUACCAGCAGGGGGCUUGAAUCUCUUGAAGACGAGCUUAAGGAUAAAGAUAUACGCAUUGUUCUCAGUUAUGAAGAAGCAUUGUCACAUGUAAUCUUUGCUGGUUCUGAUAUUAUUCUGUGCCAAUCUUUUCAUGACCCUAUUUUCCAAGCUCCGCUUAAGGCUUUGAAGUACGGAGCAGCUCCAAUCUCGCUAGCCUCCGAGAAUUACAAAUUCAGAUUUUUUGUAGAUCAUGAUUUUGAGUCAACUAAAUUCUCACGGUUCAUCAGCUCUACAUUUGGAAAUAUGUCACUCGACGAAGCAUUGAACGAAAUUAAAAACAACCAAUCAAAUUGGAAGCAAAACGUAAUGGAAGGGAUGGCUAUGGACUUCUCAUGGGAUGCCGAGUGCUGUGACACCCAUGUUUCUGCUUAUACAGCCUUGAGGAAUUUGUAAAUCGCUUUGUAAUUAUAAAAUUGUAUAUAAUUAUUUUUAUUAUUUAAGAGUAGUAUUUAUUGUAUAUUUUAAUUCCCAAUAAUAAUAACAUUGAUAAUAAAAUAUGAAAAUUUCAAUUUGAUGA
Humulus lupulus (European hop) is the source of this 2323-nucleotide messenger RNA. Its product is annotated as probable starch synthase 4, chloroplastic/amyloplastic. Lineage: Eukaryota; Viridiplantae; Streptophyta; Magnoliopsida; Rosales; Cannabaceae. The coding region runs from base 166 to 2199 and encodes 677 amino acids. The record is from RefSeq and is a predicted model, not a curated record. The transcript has 19 exons.